GUUUCGCUUUGUUCCGUGCUCCCUUGCAAGUCAAUUCAAUACAGCGGUGACGCCGACCCAACACCAGCAAGUACGCCGCGACCAUGGCAGAACGAACAAAUCCCAAUAUGCUCUUCGCCAACUUCAACCAAGACUACUCUUGCAUAUCCGUAGGCACUCGGAAGGGUUACAGUAUCACGAAUUGUGAUCCCUUCGGCAGGGUUUAUACCAUGAACGACGGAGCGCGCGGAAUUGUGGAGAUGCUCUUCUGCACGUCACUUCUUGCUCUUGUCGGCGCAGCAGAUCAACCUCAGUCGAGUCCUCGCAAGUUGCAAAUAGUGAAUACAAAGCGUCAAUCCAUGAUAUGCGAGCUCCUCUUCCCCUCUUCCAUCCUUGCCGUCAAACUUAACCGCAAGACUCUGGUUAUUGUACUCGAGACCGAAAUAUACAUAUACGACAUAUCUAACAUGCGACUUCUCCACGUCAUUGAGACUGCGCCAAAUCCAGAAGCAAUAUGUGCUCUGUCUCCGAAUGCAGAACAGUCCUACCUUGCCUACCCGUCGCCUGUUCCGUCACCUUUAACGCCUGGAGGUUCAUCUGGAUCGGCAGCUCUGGAUUCGUCCUCGGGCGAUGUGCUUCUCUUUUCCACUACGACAUUAACGCUAACUAAUAUCAUACGUGCACAUAAAUCUCCACUCUCAGCACUUGCUAUUUCUCCGUCUGGUACCCUUCUUGCCACUGCAUCCGACAAGGGAACGAUCAUUCGCGUAUGGAGUGUACCAGGGGCCGAGAGACUAUGGCAGUUUAGAAGAGGAACACGAGAAACGAAGAUUUACAGCAUGGCAUUCAACACUGUAGGAAGCCUUUUAGCCGUUAGCUCGGCACAUGACACAGUCCAUAUCUUCAAACUGGGAGGACGACAGGUUUCCGGGAACUCGAAAAAGGAUAGACCUUCGAGUCCGUUAGAAAGUAUAGACAGCAAGGACCAGGAUGAUGGGAGGGCUGCAGGGGAUUACGACACAUUUGUGGAUGAGCGAAAGAAGAGCGGUGGCGUUUCUGCGUCCCUUCGACGACGUUCUCUCCAUCUCACGAAAUCAUUGUCUUCUUCUGUUGGGGGAUAUCUCCCUCAUACGAUUACGGAAAUGUGGGAACCAGCCCGAGACUUUGCAAACUUGCGCCUUCCAACGAGCGGAGUGAGGUCAGUGGUUGGACUAAGUAGCACUCUCCCCCAAGUUAUGGUGAUUUGUUCAGACGGCUACUUCUAUGCGUACAGCAUCGAUCUUGAGAAUGGUGGGGAGUGCAUGCUGAUGAAACAGUACAGCAUCGUAGACUCUGACCCUGCGGGAGGGGAAUAGCUCUAGUCUCUGGACGGGUCAGUGAGUGCUUUAGGCCUCCUCUUUCAUUUCUGCCUGUCUGGGUUUUUGGCACUGUAACUUGUGACUGCUGUAAUACCUUCCGAGCGUUGCAACGGAGGGUCCUCCAUGAUCACCAGCAUUCUGCGUACGUAGUGGAUACAUUAAAUUUGACC
This is a messenger RNA of Pisolithus orientalis, 1507 nucleotides long. Its product is annotated as WD40 repeat-like protein. Gene Ontology annotation, biological process: autophagy of mitochondrion; protein lipidation; protein localization to phagophore assembly site. Gene Ontology annotation, cellular component: cytosol; phagophore assembly site membrane; extrinsic component of membrane. Lineage: Eukaryota; Fungi; Basidiomycota; Agaricomycetes; Boletales; Pisolithaceae. The transcript has 7 exons. Bases 84 to 1334 code for a protein of 416 amino acids. The record is from RefSeq and is a predicted model, not a curated record. Gene Ontology annotation, molecular function: protein binding; phosphatidylinositol-3-phosphate binding; phosphatidylinositol-3,5-bisphosphate binding.